Messenger RNA from Zingiber officinale, 1397 nucleotides. RefSeq lists its product as uncharacterized. Lineage: Eukaryota; Viridiplantae; Streptophyta; Magnoliopsida; Zingiberales; Zingiberaceae. Bases 162 to 1031 code for a protein of 289 amino acids. The record is from RefSeq and is a predicted model, not a curated record. The transcript has 7 exons.
UUGUUAUCGGUACCGGCGUCUCGCCGCAGAAGAGGAUAGCGAAGCUGAAUGCGGCGAGGGAUGCGCUUCAGAAGAUGUCGGAGAUGGAGGCGGAUUUGAGCUCCAUCUAGGAGCAACAAACAACAAGAGAGAUCUAGAAAUCGAUAAACUGGAGUGUGGCUAUGGCGACGACGACGACGACGACGACGCUGCUUCGAAGCCUUCCGUUUGGAUCCUCUCUCCCGCUCAAAUCCCUCUCAGAUCUUCGCUCGAUCCCCAGGAAUCUCUCCCCUUCCAUGGCUGCCAGCAUGGAGGCGACGUCCGAGCAAAUCGAAGAGAAGACGACGAGGAAGAAGGUCUUUGUCGCCGGAUCGACAGGCAGGACCGGGAGGAGGAUAGUGGAGCAGCUGCUCUCGCGUGGGUACGGCGUGCGCGCCGGCGCGCUGGACUUGGACAAAGCGAGGAGCAGCCUUCCUAAGGAUUCCAAUGUGGAGUUUGUCAGGGCCGAUGUGACCGGAGGCUCAGAGCAGCUAGCCGAAGCAAUUGGCGAUGCCGAUGCAGUGAUUUGUGCAACAGGGUUUCGAUAUUCUUGGGAUAUCUUUGCUCCCUGGAAGGUUGACAACUUUGGCACGGUCAAUCUAGUGGAAGCUUGUCGGAAAAUAGGGGUUAAUAGAUUCAUCCUUGUCAGUUCCAUUUUAGUCAAUGGAGCUGCGAUGGGCCAAGUCCUUAAUCCAGCUUAUAUUGUACUAAAUGUAUUUGGACUGACUUUGAUAGCGAAACUCCAAGCAGAACAAUACAUCCGACGAUCCGGAAUAAACUACACGAUCAUAAGGCCAGGAGGGUUGAGGGACGAACCUUCAUCUGGUAACAUCGUUAUGGAACCAGAGGAUACGCUUUAUGAAGGUUCCAUCUCCAGAGAGCAGGUUGCUGAAGUUGCUGUAGAAGCACUGUUCUGUCCUGACGCCUUCUUCAAAGUGGUGGAGAUCGUCGCCCGAGCUGAAUCCCCAAAGCGACCUUUAAAAGAUCAGUUCAGUGCAAUUAGACAGAAAUGACAAAUACUUGUAAGUAGGGGCAAUCCAUUUUGGUUUAGUUUCGAGACAUGUCUACUACAUAUUCUGAUGCCUUCUGCAAAGUGGUGGAGAUAGCCGCGAGAGCUGAAGCCCCAAAUCGAUCUUUAAAAGAUCAGUUCAGUGCAAUUAGACAGAAAUGGCAAGUACUUGUAGGGUAAUGUGUAAAUGGGGUAUUCAGCUUUGUUGGUACAUUCUCCUCUUCGUUUUAAAGUAUUUUAUACACGAUCUUGCCGUAUAGUUUGUACCUGGAAACGCCAAAAGCAAGAAGAUUACUAACAUGAGAACUCCUUUGGUAGUGGCCUUUGCGAACUCCUUCGCUAUCAAUAGGGGCAAUUCAUUUUGGUUUUC